This is a messenger RNA of Pieris macdunnoughi, 1509 nucleotides long. The record is from the annotation of a GenBank genome assembly. Lineage: Eukaryota; Metazoa; Arthropoda; Insecta; Lepidoptera; Pieridae.
AUGUAUCGAUUAAGUGUGGUUCUCAGUUUGCUGGUAGCAGCGUGUGUUGCGGAGCAAAAAUUUCCGCCAGGAUUCAAAUUCGGGGCUGCAACAGCGGCCUAUCAGGUGGAAGGUGCUUGGAAUGUUAGUGACAAAUCACCAAGUAUAUGGGACACAUUCACCCAUGAAAAUCCAGAUUUUAUCGCCGACAAAUCGAAUGGUGAUGUGGCCUGUGAUUCGUACCGCCUGUGGGAAACAGAUAUAGCCGUAGCCAAGGACAUGGGCCUGCAUUUUUACAGAUUCUCAGUAUCGUGGCCCCGAUUGCUACCCAACGGUUAUUCCAAUUAUGUAAGCGAAGAUGGGAAGCGAUAUUACAACAAUUUGAUAAACGGUCUUAUUGAGAAUGGGAUUGAGCCAGUUGUCACCUUAUACCAUUGGGACCUACCACAAAAAUUGCAAGACUUGGGUGGUUGGACUAAUCCUGAACUAGCAAGAUUGUUUGAGGAUUACGCGAAAGUCGCCUUCGGUCUUUUUGGAGAUCGGGUCAAGACUUGGAUAACCUUUAACGAGCCUGUUAUCAUCUGUGAUGCUGCUUAUGAAACUGGAAGAAUGGCACCCGGCAUCGUUCUACCUGGAAUAGGAACUUAUAUAUGUGCUAAGGUUGUGGUGCUGGCACACGCGAGAGCGUACAGGCUGUACGAUACGAAGUUUAGAGCGCAGUACCAGGGAAAGGUUGGUCUCACGGACCAACACCUCUGGUGCGAACCAAAGAACUCUGACGAGGUAGAGAAUGCAGAGCUUAUUCGGAACUUACUUGCAUUAUAUGCUUAUCCUAUAUACUCGAAGACUGGAGGGUGGCCUCCUAGUGUUGAGAAACUAAUAGCUGAGAAAAGUGAAAAAGAAGGAUACAGUCGAUCCCGCUUGCCCACAUUCACCCAGGAAGAAAUUGAAUUAAUUAAAGGUACAUAUGACUUUUAUGGACUGAACUACUACACUUCGCGAAUGGUGGAGACGGCUCAGCCAGGCCAAUACCUCUACUGGCCAAUGACAGGCAGCUCGGAAUUCGGUUUGGCAUUAUCGCCUGACCCUAGCUGGACGAAUGGUCAUGACUGGCUGAUUAGCUUCCCUCCAGGUAUUCGUCGUCAGUUGCAUUGGCUGAAGCAGCAAUUCGGUGAUAUUGAAUUCAAGAUUCUGGAGAAUGGGUACUCCACAGCCGAACCCGUUAUGUUUGAUGAGGAAAGAGUAAACUACUACAAGGACCAUUUGGAACAGGUGCUUCUUGCUAUAAACGAGGAUAAGGUCAACGUUACGGCCUACACUGCGUGGUCCCUUAUUGACAACUUUGAGUGGAUUAAUGGAUACACGUCGAGAUUCGGCUUAGUGAACAUUGAUUUUAACGAUCCGGAUCGCAAGCGGACCCCAAGAGCCUCCGCCCACUAUUACGCGGCUGUGAUAAAGAGUCACUCACUUGACCUUCCUCAUCAUUCGCGUGGAUUUUUGAAAAUUCUGUUUGACAAAAUUAUCACGUGA